Messenger RNA from Symbiodinium necroappetens, 6018 nucleotides. Lineage: Eukaryota; Dinophyceae; Suessiales; Symbiodiniaceae. The record is from the annotation of a GenBank genome assembly.
AUGCCGAAUCAAGUCGAGACAGCCAAGAACCUGCUGCAGGCAUCGGGUAGGCAGCACAGUGUUCUUUUGAUUGAGUUCGCCAAGGACCGCAAGCCGACAGAGCGAAAGGGCGACUCGAGCGCCAAUUCUCGGCAGAGGGUGCCGGUCAAGGCUGGCAACUUCGUCCGUUUCCUAGAUGCCUUUGUCCAUCAGGUCACCACUGCUGGGAUUGACGUGUCUCGGCCCAAAGGUCUCACGACAGCACCCAAAAUCACUCCCAAGGAUGCCACGGUCCUUUAUGUAAAAGUCCCUCAAGAGUUCAUUGCGGCUGAUGCUUGGAAAAGGUUUAGCUCGUCCCCUCGGACACAAGUUGCGCAGUGGGCGGCAGCUCAAAGGGUUCAGCUCAUUGAUACGUUCAAGUGGACAGAGGAACUUGCGCCCGGCAAUAGGAGACAGAUUUUUGGAGUCAUCAAGAUUGCCACUGCUGAUGCUCCUUCUUUGCUGGCACAAUCGGGAUCGGGAGGCAUCUUUGUCCAGGCCCCAAGAGAGAAGUCCACCAAUCAGUAUGUGCAAUGGAUUGAAAGAACCAAAGAUGAACCAAGCGCGGUGUACCUUGCCCGCGCGAUGCGAUCCUCUGGAGCCCUUGGACUUGCCUGUCGGGGUCAGCAGCUGGGUAGCAGACACCACGCUGAUGCUAAGACUCUCGUCCAGCGUAUCUGGAUUUUUGAGGGUGUCCCACGUGCCAUUGACGUGGACCAGGCCAAGACCAUUUUGGAGACCCAGUUUAGUGAGUUGAGCAUCAUACGACAGGUGCACAAGGGCAGCACCAAAAACUUCAUUUUCCGUGGUGCAUGCACACGCGGUAAUGAGGUUGACUUGCUCCCGAUUGCCAUCGACCUUGAUGACGGCCAGAUUGUUGCAUGGGCCAAGUUGGCACCCCCGAGGGAGGCUGCAGUUAAACAGCGUACGAUCCACGGAGCAUCAAUUCCGUUCGUUGCCAAAAAGAGUGCUCUGGAUCCGGUGCCGGUGACAAUCACUCUUCCUGAUGCUAAUGGGCCUGAUGAUGCAAGUGCCCCAGCUGGCACCGCCGCGCAGACAGGUGAAAACAAAGCAGCCCCAAAGGCUGCAUCGGCGCCAAAACGGCAGAAGGCACUCCAGAGGCAACCUCCGGUUGGUACCCGACUCGAGGCUCAAGAUAAGGAUGGCAACUGCAUGUAUCGCACGAUGGCGUGUGCUCUCAAUCGUGGGCGCACCGAACCCUCAUUUCACCAUUUGGAGCUGCGUGCACGGGUUGCAACCCACAUCCAGGGCCACCCUGAGUGGUACCGUCAAGCCUGGAAGGACGAUGGGUCAAGGGGCCCUGAUGGCAAACCGUGUACCGACUGGGAGACCUUUGUGCAGGAAAUCUCCAAGCCGGGUUCAUAUUCGGGCGAUAUUGAAUUGCGAGCCUUAUGCAAGCUUACAAAAACCAAGGUUGUGCUGAUUCCUGAAGAUGCCAACUUCCCGGUUGUUGCGUAUGGCAAGAAAUGGGCAUCAUCCACCCAUUGCUUUUUCUACUCCUCGAACCAUUUUGAUUACCUCGCCCCCACUGGUGAGGUGUAUCCCAAGGACUUGUUGGACGUUGAGGCGGAUCCUUGCGGGGGCUUCUUAGUCGGUGGCAUUUCUGAGCUUGUCACAGAAUCGGCUUCCAGCGGUGGUGGUGGCACCCGAGCGGACGUCGAUGCUGUUGAUGAGACUGCGCCCCCCAGUGGCCAUGCUCGUCCCCAACGGCGACUCGUGCCACCACCUGAGGUUGCUGAAAUGCUGCGGAAAAACAUCUUCAAACGUAGGCUGUGCGCUUUUAAGAAGCGGGGCGCCAGCCGAGCCCAGCUCUUGACUAUCAAGGCCUGGCACAUGAAGCAGCAUCACCCAGGGCACCCUGUGCUCAAUACGUUGCGGGAUGUUCAUACGGCGCGAUUAGUCCAGGUCCGCCCUGACGAUGAGGUUGCGUGGAAGUGCCCCCUUUGCAACGUCGGCAUCUCUAAAGAAGAGGCUGCGACCAUGUCGCGAAGUGUCACUUGGCACCUCAAGCUUGAUCAUCGUGGCCUUAAGCAUCCUCGCAUCAGCAAGGAAAGGUGGAAAGAAAUCCUUCGUGAUCAGCGGCGCAAACAAGGCACCAACCCAAAGCUGAGUGCCAAAAGGCGCAUCAACCAGAUCAGCAAAACCAGCCUCGCCCGCGUGAGUGCAAGACUGCCGGAGCAUUGUGUCCCCUUCCUUUGGCCCACUCCUGUGUAUGCCAAACCUGGAAGCAAGGAGGUUAACAUUAACACAACCUCAGCAGUGGGAUACGUUAGCGAGUGGCAAGCCAAACGAUGCAAGAUCAUCCUUAGCCCUCCUGACGUUAGCAAGUGUCACAGAGUUGCGCUGGUUUCCACUUUGCCGGUGACUCCUGCCCACUUACAGUUGGACCUGGCAGGUCCCAGGGUAGCUGCAGGUCUCAUUGCUUGGCCUUCUGGUACGGUCCAUCACCACAUCCUGGUUGCCGCUUUCUAUGGCUAUGCUGACAGUGCGGAGCGCACCCAUGCGGCAUUCGCGGAGCUCCACUUUGCUCUUCAGGCGUAUGGUGGCCAUUUCAUUAUCGUGGGAGAUUUCAAUGUCACCCAGGAAGAAGGCCCGAUCUCGGCUGCUCUAGCAGCGGGCACUCUGAGGGCGGCGGAUGAUGCGUCACAGGUCAGUCUACCUGCAACCAGCCCAGCUGACAUUCGGCGCAUUGAUUUUGCCCUGCAUCACCCGUGCCUCUUUGCCUUAAAUGUCACCACAGAGCGACGAAAGCCUCUAAGUGAUCAUGCAUUGGUGGCUUAUGACUAUGGUCACGAUUUGUAUCCACCCAUGUGGCGAGCCCCGCGAUUCCGUGACUUCUCGGCCUUUGAGCAUCUUGAGGACGAGCACCGCACCAUCCUGCAUCAGGCGGAACCUGCACUACUGCACCUCUUGCAAAACAAUCAGGUCGAGGAGGCUUGGGUCGCCUUGUCUAACCUUGGUGAGGAUUUGCUUGGUGUUCAGGGGGGGGGCUGCCGUAGAAGUGACCUGUGGGAGCCGAGUUCUUACUCUCGCCACCCGCGGAGGCCUUCCAAACAGGGACAUGAAUCCCCAGGGCUUCAGGCCUUGCGACGACUCACUCAGAGGCUGCAUCAGCAGAUUCGUCAACCAUGGCGUGAUGACCUCCGCAAGGCCACUGCUCGUUCCAUUCAUGGUGUGCGGGUACAGGUUCCCGAACUGCCCUCGGUGGACUUGAACCACCCAGACCUGGCAAAUGAAUCGGUUGAGGCCCUGGAGCUCCAGUACCGUCAACAGGAAAGGCGAGUGCGGCUUGAGCAGUGGCAAGCGUCAAUUCGUGAUUCUGUUGAUAAUGCCAUCAAGUGGGUCAAGCGACGAGCCGAUAAAGCACUUCACCUCCAGUCUGCCACCGACCCUGUGGCGACUAAGGUAGGUUACGUUCACCCGGCAGCAAAAAUCGAGGAUCAAGGUGCCCACUGGACCAAACGGUGGGCCAGUCCCUUUCAGCAGCCGAACUUACCUGCCUUCAAUGCCAUUUUGGAUGGUCUUAGUAGUAGGGAGACUCAUGUGAUCGACAUCACCCCCACCGUCGAAGACCUGCAAAAGGCCAUGCGAAAGAUGAGAAAAACUGCACCCGGCCCCGAUGGCUGGGCUGCCAGUACAUUACUCAAGCUCCCGCCUCGGUGGUGGCAACUUUAUGCCAUGCUUUGGAAGGUGAUCAUUGCCACAGGCCAAAUCCCAAGACAUUGGCAACGUUCCACCAUAGUUCUGAUUGCUAAGAAUGCCAGCGAAACUAGGCCCAUAGCCCUGCUUUCUACUUGUUGGAGGGCGGGGGCUAGGGCCAUUGUACAGCGCCUGCUCCCCUGGACCCUGAGCUGGAUGUCCCACCGCGCGGUUGGAGGUGCACCUAGCAACUCUGCUGUGGAUCUCCACAAGCGUGUCUUUGACGCUUGGGUGGAUGGAACAACGUCUUUCGUCCAGCAGGACUUGCAUGCCUUCUUCGACUCGUUGUCGACUGAGGUGGUGUGUCGUGCUCUUUGUAAGCUGGGAGCCCCGGGGCAAUUGGUAACCUUGGUCCAGAGCUUUUAUAGCAUGCAACUCCGUAUGUUCACUGCUGAAGGCCUGUGUGACAGCCAAUGGCGCACGGCCAACAUUGGCAUCCUGCAAGGCUGCCCGUUGUCUCCUCUACUCAGUUUGGGCCUCGGCCAGCUGUGGACUGAGCACAUUGCUGCUCGUGACAUCGAGUGUGGCAUCUUCGUUGAUGACCGGUGCAUGUGGUCACCCAGAAACCGUGCUAACUCUCAGCAGGUGGAGAAUGCCCUUGCCAGGAGCGAUGCUUUUGAUGCUGCUGCAGGCCUGUCCUGCAGGCCUCGCAAGUGCCAUCUUGUUACAUGUGAGUCCGAUGGUCCGUGGCAUGAGGUCACCCGCGCCCGCGGUUACACCCAAACUGCCACCCUCGACUUCCUUGGCGUUAGCCUAGCCCUUGACACCGGUGAAACCUCACUCCUCAAGAUGCGUCUUCCCAAACUCCUUGAAAGAGUUCGGCUGGCUGCUCUCACAGGGUUUGGGAUUGAGGCUAAAGCGCGGGUGCUUAAGGCUUUGAUUUUUCCUGCAAUGUUUUGGGCUGCGGGCGUGGCGGUGCCUGAACCCUGCACCAUGACCCGAAUUGCUGAAUCCAUCCGAUGGGCUUUCCAACGUAAUCUGACACAGGAGGCCCCAAGAGUGCUUGUUGGCCAAGUGCUAGGAUGGGAGUUGGAUGUUUUCUGGUUGGCCGAAUGGUCUGCCAUCAGGGCCCUCGAAAGACUUAUGACGAGUGUCCUAGAACCAUCUGAAGCGAUCACCUUGAAUGAGCUACAAUCCGCACGUUGCCAUGGCCUCCCGGUGGCAAAUCAAGUUAUCCAGAAACAUGGGUGGCAACUUGACUGCCACAACCGUGCACUCCUGCGCAGGGACGAUCAGAUGCGGACACGCACCUAUCGGAUGGGUGUGGAUUCGCCUCGAGUUCUUAGGAGCUGGUUGAUUGACUGCCACAAGCUGCAGGCGACGAUGACCUGUGGCCGCAUAGUUAGGUCCUUACAUAGGCAUGACCCGUCCCUUGCGGUUGGUUUAAGCCUCCCUGCGCCCCCCUCAGGCACGCGAUUUGCCUUUUCAGGCCACAAGACUGUCUAUCGGCGAGCUGCUGGGCCCUUUGACCGACAUGCUGCACUUGCUGUUGCAUGCAACUCUUGGUUCCUGGCCAAACGACUUAGGUUCGAAGGCGAAGUUAAGUGUCUGUGUGGGCGCUCGUGGCCUAGCCGAGCUCAUUUGCAAUGGCUGUGCCCAGCUUUGGAUGAGCAACGACCUUCCGUUGAUCCCCCCACGGAGCGAGUCGGCGAGCGGCUCCUUGGUGCUCCUUUACGUGAAUUCCCGCCACCUCCCCCGACUGGCAUCACAGACAGAGAGGAGUUGAGAGUGCAACUCAAAGCUGUCUUCGAAGCCUCUCCGCAACGAGCGGUGUUGGCUACCGACGGCAGUUCCCGGGACGAGAUUGGCGCGUUCUCCAUCGUGUCCGAGUCUCCGCCAUGGACUUUUGUCGGAGCAGACGAAGGUGAAGACCAGACGCCCUUUCGCAUGGAGCUUCUGGCGCUGGGGGAGCUUCUCACUGCUGCUGCGACCCUUCCAUGUCUCCCUGAGGCGCUCUUCAUCUUGGUGGAUUGUGAGGCGGCUUUGAAGGCUUUGGUCUCCCCUGGUCCAUUUCAUCUGGGUACCGUCACACGGCAAGAAAUCGCGAUGGACACCGCUCUCGAUGCGACCACCUGCCGGAGACUGAAUGAACAGGCAGACAUCGCGGCCAGGAGGCACUGUGCUUUCCGAAGUACUGGUGCCGAUAGGCAGCGUUGGCAUGCUGAACACAUCGCUGCUUCCACUCACGAGGUGACCUUAGUCAGUUUUUCUUCCCGAGCAGGAACCUUGCUUGAGGAUCACAUGAAGUGUACAGCACGGGCUGCUGCUGCAGCCGAGUGA